AUGAUAAAAAGUAAUUAUAAAAAGGAGUACAAAAAAAUAGUGCUUUUGUUAGGAUUGUAUUUCAUAAAUAUAACCAAUGCAAGUCAAAUACUUUUAGCAAAUGAGGAAGGAUAGGCAGUUUAGAUAGAGCUUUAAAAUCGCAAUGGUAACAGUGUUGUAUUAGAAUCAUCAGGUGAUAAUGCGUUUUAAGUUUCUAAGGAUAAUGAGACAGUGCUUUCAUAUACAUAAAUAGAAAACCAAAAUGAAAUAGAUAUAAAUAAAAUUGAUGUAGUUGGAACACUUAAUAGCAAUUAUGAUUUAAAAGUAGAAGGCGAUCUUCAUAUUGCAUCAAUGUCUAAUAGCAUUUUUUACAAAUCUUAAAAACAGUGGAAAUUAUUUGCAUUUGAUGAUUUCUAGUAUGAUAAAAAAGGAUGGUCAGAAUAAGCUAUUUCUUCAUGCGGAUCAAGCGAAAAUAUAUUCCUUGGAGGACAUUGUAAUUUUGGAGGAAUAAUUGUAACAAAAGAAUAUACAGGCCUCCCACCAAACUCUUAUGUCAACGUCAAGUUUAAUAUUCAUUUUUUUGAUGACUGGACUGGAGAAUUAGCAUUUGCAUAAAUUAAUGGUGUAACUAUGUGGUAGUAAAGCUAUGCUUGGUGCAAUAAACUUUUAAUCCAGCAGUGUAAAAAUCAAGGAAUUAGUGCUUGUGGUAAAGAAACUCCAGAUACUUUCGCUUAUCCAGUAAGCUUUACCUUCUAAGCAAAUGGAACCUCUUUCAUAUUAGGAGUUGGAUCUAACUUGGCAAAAAACUCUUGUGAUGCAUCUUGGGGUAUUGACGAUGUUUAAAUUUAUAUAAAUUGA
Tetrahymena thermophila SB210 is the source of this 837-nucleotide messenger RNA. RefSeq names its product transmembrane protein, putative. NCBI's taxonomy places the organism in Eukaryota, Ciliophora, Oligohymenophorea, Hymenostomatida, Tetrahymenidae. The record is from RefSeq and is a predicted model, not a curated record. The transcript has 2 exons.